AGAGGCAGAGGGAAGAGAGUGUGAGGCAGGCGGGAGAGAGGGAGUGAGGCAGGGCUGCACUGCAUGGAGUGGGCUGACACCUCUAAGCCAGGAGGAUUGGAGGCUUGGUGCUCCAUGAGGAUGGCAGUGUGGGCACUGCCCCCAGGCUGCAGGCAGUGAUCAGUCAGGUGAGAGGAUGGAGCGGAGUGGAGGAGUCAGAGCCACGUCUGGAUGAGCACAGUGCGGGAUGGUACCUGAGGACCGGACUGGAGCGGCAGAGAGAUGACUGCUGGACCCGGCACACACAUCUGAUCAGACACAGCCGUGUAAUGCUGCACACCCCGGGACAGGCUGCAGGAAGAUGACUUUACCUGGAGGAGUUUUCCAGCGCAGCCUAUACCAGGAAUCGCUGUGCACAGCCGGCAGAGGAGGACAAGAGACCAGCCUUGGCACCUUGGCAUCCUGGAGAGCCGCAGCAAAGGGGGAUGCUGAUUCGGAUCCAGCCCAGCCCACUGACAGCCACCUACCACUCUUCACCCAUUGCAGAGCCCACCUGUGCCCCACAGAUCCUUCUCCCACCUGCAUUCAUGACUGACAGACCCGUCAUUGCUACUGAACAAGACUUGCUCACCCUCAACCACACCAACCUGACUGAUUGUGGAGAGGAGAUCUUGCUGUAUGGGGACAUUGAGAAGAUUGUGAUUGGGGUUGUCCUGUCCAUUAUCACCAUCUUCACCAUUGCUGGCAAUGGUUUGGUCAUCAUCUCUGUCUGCAUUGUGAAGAAGCUCAGGCAGCCUUCCAACUACCUGGUGGUGUCCUUGGCAGCUGCUGACCUGUCGGUGGCCAUAGCGGUCAUGCCCUUCGUCAUCAUCACAGACCUAGUUGGAGGGAAAUGGCUCUUUGGCAAAGUGUUCUGCAAUGUGUUCAUAGCCAUGGAUGUCAUGUGCUGCACGGCAUCUAUUAUGACCCUGUGUGUCAUCAGUGUGGACAGGUAUCUCGGAAUAACACGCCCAUUGACAUAUCCGGCACGACAAAAUGGCAAACUAAUGGCCAAGAUGGUUUUUAUUGUUUGGCUACUCUCUGCCUCCAUUACUCUCCCGCCGCUGUUUGGAUGGGCUCAGAACGUCACUGUGGAGAGGAUGUGUCUAAUAAGUCAAGACUUUGGCUACACGGUCUACUCAACUGCAGUUGCCUUCUACAUACCAAUGACGGUCAUGCUCAUAAUGUAUCAAAGAAUCUUUGUAGCAGCUAAAAUCAGUGCAGAGAAGCAUAAAUUUGUAAACAUCCCAAGACUCAUUGAGCAAGAAGGAAUAUAUUGCUUAGAGGAGAAAAUUGUUCCUAAAAAGAGCUCCAAAAAGUGCAAGGCGGUUGAAGAGUUUGCCACGUUGUCCAAGCUCAUACGUCAAGACAGGAAGAACAUCUCCAUCUUCAAACGAGAACAGAAAGCGGCUAGGACCCUUGGGAUAAUAGUUGGAGCCUUCACCUUUUGCUGGCUCCCCUUCUUCUUGCUGUCCACAGCCCGGCCUUUCAUUUGCGGCAUAAUGUGUAGCUGCAUGCCCCUCAGACUGGAGAGGACUCUUCUGUGGUUGGGCUACACCAACUCGCUCAUAAAUCCAUUGAUCUAUGCCUUCUUCAACAGGGAUUUAAGAACUACGUUUUGGAACUUGCUGAGGUGUAAGUACACAAAUAUCAAUAGAAGGCUGUCGGCGGCUAGCAUGCAUGAAGCGUUAAAGGUUACAGAGAGACAUGAGGGCAUCUUGUAACCUUCUGCUUUCGGUUGUGUGCUAUGGACUGUGGGUAUGACUUCAUGACCUUUAAAAGAAACCUCUGAAAUACACACUAUCCAGUGCCUAUUCCAAGAGACAAUGCUUUAUCGUGAAUUGUGUUUUGUUUUUCCAGUCUAUUUAUUGCAGUCAUUGACAUUGAGUUGUAAAUACCCGUGGGAUAUCUCAAAUGCAGUAGACAUAAAUAUGUGGCACUACUACCUGCUUUCAUGGACUUUCUUAUGGAAAAUACAGACACAAUUUUAUUGUAAGUAAAUGAAACUGAUAUGUAAAAUAAGUGACUAUUUCUGAAUGUGUUUUUUUCCUCCAGCUCUUAAUUUCAAGGUUUACAUAAGAGUAACUUUUACACAACUCCAAAGCUUCUGUCAGACAAUCUGCACCAAAUUGUGAUACUUUAUUACUAUUGCAAUAGUUUGGCAUGUAUUAACACUUGUAUUAUGUGUCAGCCAUUUAAAGCAAAAAAUAAUAACCGCCAGUAUCAAAUUGGAACAAAAUGAGAAAGUGUUACAGCUUUGUACAUUUGUAUGGUUUUGUGGUAUUAAGGAACACACAGUAAUGUAAAUAGUGACAGUGUAAUGUCAUUGGUAGAAUUAAAUAUAACAUUCUUCCUGCAUUUUCAUUUGUGUUUUAAACUAGAAAAUAACCCAACCACCAAAAACUUACAUCGGUGGACUCCUAUUUUUCCCCCCCAAAUGUAUUUUGCCUUAGGGAAGAAGCGUUUGUUACAUAUGGCCAUCUGUCUGUCUGUACAUAUGAGUUGAAUAAAAGAAAGCUUUGCCCACUCGUUUUACAUCACAUAGUUUGAAAUGUGUCAUUUGAUAAAUAUAAUACAAAAAAAGAAGGAUUAGGGGAAAAAAACAGCCCAAAAAAGGAUUAUAAUAUUUAAAAAUAUAAAUGAUAUAUUAUAUGUAACUUGUUACUAGCCCGUCAAAAUGACGGAGCAACAUAACAGUAAUCAGACCAUCUAGUGGCCACCGGCUCACAAAAUACUUGAAUUUCCCCUUAUAGAGGUGAUGAGCAGCGUUAGCCUUUUAUUACAUAAGAUAUUAAAGAAUGGAGAACCUAUUUUAAAAUAUAUAUUUCAUAUUUAUUUAAUUAAAUGAUAGAUUAUACAGGUAUGUAAUAUUAAAGAACGGAUAAUUUAGUUUAAAAUAUAUUUAAUAUAUAUUAAAUAAAUUAUAUAUUAUAUAUAAUUUUAAAGAAUAGAGAAUCUAUUUUAAAAUAUAUAUUUAAUAUAUAUAUUUAAUUAAAUUAAUUAGAACACUUUUAAAGCUUUGAUUUUAUUUAGAAUUUUUUCUGGCGUUCUGCCUUUAUAGUAGGUUGCUAUGAAGGUUGAAUCAUAGCAAAAUUGCAACAUCCAGACAAAAGUAACCAAUUACUAAAGAAAAGUAGCAUCAGAACAAAACAGAGCAUUUAGUUUUCUAAUAAAAAAAAACCAGUUAUAUUUAAUGUCAUAUUUAAUUAUCUGAAAAAUAGUUUUUAAGAAUGGCUGCAUUGUACCAAUGUCUAUUAUUUUGCCUGCAGUGUAACAAUUUGAAAUAUUUAUUUCCAUGACAACAAUGGAGCUGUUUCUUAAAACUGACGCAUUCUACAUCUAGACCUACACAGUAUUGACAAAGUCCCAAUUAUGCAUUGGGAGAUAAUACAGUAAAAACACUUUGUAAAUCAAGAUUAUACAGAUAUUUUAAUUAUUCAAUGUAAUGCAAGCAGAUCAUAAGUUUGCCAUUAAAGAAGACUUUAGGGUUCUGUC
Molecule: messenger RNA, 3513 nt
Organism: Pseudophryne corroboree (corroboree frog)
Lineage: Eukaryota; Metazoa; Chordata; Amphibia; Anura; Myobatrachidae
Product: 5-hydroxytryptamine receptor 7
Exons: 3
Coding region: 465-1742 (425 amino acids)
Biological process (GO): vasoconstriction; circadian rhythm; chemical synaptic transmission
Cellular component (GO): dendrite; plasma membrane
Molecular function (GO): neurotransmitter receptor activity; G protein-coupled serotonin receptor activity
Source: RefSeq, a predicted model, not a curated record